Molecule: messenger RNA, 1653 nt
Organism: Capsaspora owczarzaki ATCC 30864
Lineage: Eukaryota; Filasterea; Ministeriida; Capsasporidae
Product: serine/threonine protein kinase
Exons: 8
Coding region: 1-1653 (550 amino acids)
Biological process (GO): protein phosphorylation
Molecular function (GO): ATP binding; protein serine/threonine kinase activator activity; protein serine/threonine kinase activity
Source: RefSeq, a predicted model, not a curated record
AUGACAUCGCCACUCGUGUCACCCACCUCGGGCGGCCUCGGCAGCGGCGCGUUCGACUACACUUCCAACAAGGACGACUAUGAGCUUUUCUGUCUCGCUGAGCUCUGCACUGUCUCGUCAUCUGCGUUGAGACACGAUCGCUCGUGUGGUCGAGGCGCGACGGCAUCCGUCUACGCGGCACGCUACAAACCACGCGCCGAGAAGGUCGCAAUCAAGUGCAUCGACCUGGAAAAGUACGGCGCCAACAUUGAGGAGAUCCGAAAAGAAAUCCAGGUCAUGAGCCAAUGCCACCACGAGAACGUCGUCACAUACUACACGUCGUUUGUGGUCAAGGAAGAGCUCUGGCUGGUGAUGCGGCUGCUGGAUGGCGGCUCGGCGCUCGAGAUUAUGAAGUUCUUCUGCCCAAAGGGCUAUGAUGAGGUUUUGAUUGCCUCCAUCCUCAAGGAGGUCCUGCUCGGUCUGGCGUACUUUCACAAGAAUGGUCAGAUCCAUCGCGAUGUCAAAGCAGGAAACAUCCUUCUCGACUCGGACGGCACCGUGCAACUGGCUGAUUUUGGUGUCAGCUCGUGGCUUGUUGAAGGAGGCGAGCGCCGAAAUCAUCGCCAAACCUUUGUUGGCACGCCCUGCUGGAUGGCACCCGAGGUCAUGGAGCAGGUGAACGGCUAUGACUACAAGGCAGAUAUCUGGAGCUUUGGCAUCACUGCAAUCGAGCUCGCGACAGGCCACGCGCCUUUCGCCAAAUACUCGCCCAUGAAGGUGCUCAUGUUGACGUUGCAAAACCCGCCGCCGUCCCUCGAUCUGGAUGGCCAGCACAGCCGGUACACCAAGACCUUCAAGAAGAUGAUUGACGUUUGCCUGCAAAAGGAUCCCAGCAAGCGUCCCCCAGCGACAGAACUGUUGAAGCACGAGUUUUUCAAAAAGGCCCGUGGGAAGGACUACAUUGAGGCCAAUUUGUUGGCCAAGCUGCCUCCGAUUGAAAAGCGCGCCACUGCCAAGAGCAAGGCUGCCCCUGCCGAAGACGUCGCAGCAGCACCUGGCGGCAUGCGCAAGGGCGAGAGCGGGCGAUAUCGCAAGAACGAGUCUGGAGAGUGGGACUUUGAGCCGUGCUCGGAUGAGGAGGAGAGCGACGAUGAGGAGAUUGAUCUGCCCGAGCUCGAUGACCAAGGCCGCGCGCAACCAGUCAAGCCGAGCACCAAGGCUGCGCUGCGAGCUGCCAAGAUUGCCGAGGACGAGUCUGAUGAGGAGCCUGCGACACCCACCGCAGUAUCCUCCCCGGGAGGACCGCAGAGCGGCACCAGCAGCUCGUCAGAAGGCGUGAAUGCCCAAGCAGCAGCGCAAGCGGUUGCCGAUGCGUGGCAAACGGCCGUGGUGGUUGAUCUCAAAAUUCGGCUGCGCGACCGCAACCGUCAGCUCAAGGACAUUCGCUUCUCGUUUGCUCGCAACGACGACACUGUUGAGCAAAUUGCCAAGGAGCUGGUGGAGGCCAAUUUGAUUGAGGCGGCCGAUGAGAAGGUUGUCGCAGAAAACAUUGCCAUCAUCACCAACGUUGCCAAUCGCAAGACGUCGCUCAAGUUCAUGCUCGCUGAGGCCGCCACUCUUCCAACUGUCGACCAAGAAGGGCUACAUGGUUAUGCUCAAGUGUUGCUGUGUUAA